Macrosiphum euphorbiae (potato aphid) is the source of this 642-nucleotide messenger RNA. NCBI's taxonomy places the organism in Eukaryota, Metazoa, Arthropoda, Insecta, Hemiptera, Aphididae. The record is from the annotation of a GenBank genome assembly.
AUGUACUAUUUAAAUCCAGAAACUCGCUCAUUAGAAUAUGACACCACACUGGCUAUUUGUGACGCUACUACUGGAAAUGUGAUAGAUAAAUUAUUUAUUGAUUUUCCAUCACUUAAAGAAAUUACUGAGUGUUCAUCUAACGUGUGUCUUAAUAAAUCUUACAUGAAUUAUAAUUUUAUAACAUUUCAAACUGACAUAGAAACAAACAUAAGUCAACUUCAGCAGUAUUUAAAUGACCGCACGAGUAUUAAAGAACACCAACAAUGUUCAAAUGAAAAGUGUGAUGGAAUAAAAAAAACAAAAUUUUUAAUUUCACCAAUGCACCUAUUCAUUGACGUUUUAUUUUGGGAAGGAGAAGACAUGAUUUCAAGUCAGCGAAGCAGUGAAGCUGCUACACUAAUGAAAUUGAAACUGUGUGAUAUUCCUCAAAUACUUACACAUGGUACGAACAAUUAUGAACUGAGGGGUGUACUAUGUUUUUAUAAAGGAAAAGGUGGUUUAAGAAGCUCAGUGGGACACUAUACGGCAUACACAAAAAGAUAUGGCCGAAACUGGGAGUUGUUUGACGACUUAAAAAAAAAACCAAUACCUGUCAAAGAAACGACAACUGUAAAUUGUGAAUUUUUAGUUUAUACUGUAUAA